ACCGCACGACGGCGCGCGAAACAGUAACAGCUGCGUACCGUCCGCCGACGGUCACUCGUCGCAAUCGCGUUUCCCGCAGCAGCCGCUUCCGCCGCUAACCGUCCGUCCGUCGACGACGACGACGACGACGACGACGACGAUGUUGUUUACGUUCGCGUCCCGCACGCCGAUCCUGUUGACCGUGUGCACCGCGCUGUUCGGAGCCUACCGCUCCGUAGACUCUGCCCUGCCGUAUUUGGACGGUAAGUAGCGGACGAACGUCGGUUUUUCUCCGACCGACAAGCUCGUUCGAACACAAAACGAAAAACCCGCGGUCGUACCCUAGAACGUUACAAUAAAUAACCGAAAAUAAGUACCUUAUUUUAAUUUUAAUUUCUCUAUACAUACAUACAUAUACAUAUACAUAUAUGUAUAAAACAAACGAUUACGUUCGUUUAUCUACCUAUACGCGUUACCUCGCUCGAUUCGUACCCGACGUAAUAUGAAAUGUCCACGGUCGCCACUGCUGCUAGCAAUUGCCGCCGCCACUUGUUGUGCGGCGGCGUCGUCGCUUAGGCGUAUUUCGCGUGAUGUCUUGUAUCGCGUCGGACGAAUACUAUUAUUAUUAUUAUUAUUAUUAUUAUUAUUAUCGUGUGUUGUUCAUACGCUACCACCUGUUUAACCGCGGCGGCUCCGUGUCCCCCGAGACGCUGGACGGGCGCCACACGCGACCGGCGACCCUUUGACACCACGCGCGUGCGAUCUCCGAGAUCUGUUUCCCAACGAUACGAUUCCCCGGUGUGUCCGCGCGUCUUCCCUCCCAGUGGCGACUCGAGAUUUGUUUUCGUCUGUGAAGCAGUUUUUGCAUAAUCGCGGAGCGAAUCGUCUCUUACAACCCAAACCCUGCAGAAGACCCAGACACUUUAACUAAGGCUACUAGGUUUAAACGUUCCUGCUAGAAACAGCUGUAUCCUCCAAAACGUUUCGUUAACAUACCCAAUCAUAUAGUGCCACACAUACCUAAGCCCACCCACACAGUGUGAUUAAUGAAGCAGCUGUUUUACGGGACACCCGUUCCUUCCUCCUCUUAUUCCGAUUGAUACAUUACACACAUACUUGCGUCGGACCACGGAUUUAUCGUGACAUAUUGCACAUCACGGCGAAGUUCGCACUUUUAUACCUAUCAUAAUACAUUAAUUCUCUUAGUCCGCCGCAUCUCCACCGGUUCACUGGCCUGGCGUGUACACCGACGCCACGUCAGUUUUGCGCCAAUCACAGUUGUCCGGCUGACUUAUCGAUGCUCUGUAAUCGGUGCAUACAUAUUUACUCGUGCUAUCAUUCGCAUUUUCUAUUGGAUCGGAUUUACGAUAAUAUGUAGUUUCGUAUUCAAAUGCGUUUUACAAUCGAUUCUCUAGCUAAGUUCUGUAAAAAAUCAUCCGAUUCGACCUCUUAAAGUUCUUAAAGUUCUUAAAGUCUAUUGACCACAUCUUUAGUUUUCUCAAAGGUCUUUUAGUUGAAUGUAGUCAUUGAGUUCUGUUCCGUCACUACCCGUAAUGAUGAGUUUUGCUUUUCCGCUAAUUUCGAAUCCACAUCAACCAUCUUUUUUUGACGACGAUUUUUAAAAUAUUCUUUUCUCCAAAUGUUAUCUGUAGCUUUAUCGCAGUUUUUCUUUCGUUUCCACUUUCCGGUCAUGUUAUCUUUUACUGGUCAAACAAUUGUCUAUAAUAUAUUUAUUUCCAGUACCGAAAACAUAUUUUCGUCUGUCUUCCUUGAUUGUCAAGUAAAUCCGUACAGUAUUGCUUAAAAAUAUAAAGUAAAUUCGCUCGUAUCACGCAGAUACAUCCAGGGGCGAACUGAACCGGAGGGCGGACGGGUGAUUGCCCAAGAGGUCCCUAAAAUGAUCGGGCCUUUACACUGAAUUGCAGGGCGUAUAUGACAGGGCAAUUUUAUUGCGCAUUUGCAAUAUUUGUGCCUAUGCCAUAAUACUUAUAAAACUAAUAACAUAGGAGUAAGUACUAUAACAAAGAAUGUUCUAAGAUAAGUGCUUGUGUGCGGCCUUGUCAUAAGACCCAGGUGGGCUGGUGUUCGUGUAACAAGGGGAUUUUAUCUACGAACGCCCGCGUCAAUUUUUCACCCCCUCCCCCUACUGGAUACAUUUCAUAUCAGAACUUGUAUACAGUGAAUAUAAUGUGUGUAUAUAUAAAUACAAAAGCUAUAGUUAAUAGGAAACGAAAAUGUCUUGUAGUUAAUGUAUAAAUAUAUACGUAGGAUACUUUGUGAAAAGACGUCGAAUCCCGAAGAAUUCGUGCAGAGGUUUGUAAAUAAUAUAUCGCUAUCAUUAAUAUUGGACUUUAUUCGCCGCCAACGUACACACAGGUGGAUUCGAAAACCAUCGCGUGCAGUGCAGCGCAUACAUAAACCCAUUAUCCGAGUAAAUCGUUCAUUAAUAAUAUUAUUAUUAAAAAACGGUUCCAAUUUGAUUUCUAUUGCCCUCGUGGAAUAGGAAUACCGUGGAUGGUUUUUUGUGAAAUUUAUUCAAAUUCGAACGUAGUGAAAAUAUAAGUAUGAAAAUAAAUGGGUAACAGGGACUGCAGCCAGUAUAAUAUAACAGGAUGUUGUUCGUUAGAGGGCAAAUGCAUCCAAAUUAAUAUUAAAUAACACGUUAUAUACAUUAUUGGAUACUGUAUGUGAAGGUUUCAUAUUUGAAUGUGUGGAUGCCGGUGUUUAUCGUAAGAGUCCACUUAACGGGCAAUUCACAGCAAUAAUAAACGUUUGUGAUUAGCGUCUCAUUUAUCCAUUACGUAUAUAAAAUGACUAGCAGUUUCCUCUUUGUAUUUUUAAUAUAUUUUGAUUUUGAUUUUUUUUUUUAAUUUUAUUAAAGUUUAUUUUACAGAGUUAAUAUAAUGUUGACAGUGUGACAGUUGUAGAUUUACAUUUUCUGUAUGCGCACGAGUAUAUAGAGACAUUAUAUCGUUCAUUUCGUAUCAAUUCAAAACCUAAAUGACUCCUCUGGUAGUCUGGUCGUAUAAACAAAUUGUUUUUUUUUUUAUUUUCCACAACACACAAUUAAUACAUAACAUUUUUAUAUCCUACUUCUUCCUGACAUCAUAACUCUGUGAGAGUUGUUAUUUCCACCACUGGCAAUGUGUUCUAUUAUUCUCCUACUCCUCUUCCUUUACUUCUCUACUUCUUCUCUACUUCUCUACUCUCCUCCUCUACAUCUGUUUUCCUUCAUUUCAUCCCAUAGCUUCUUCGGGUGUUCUGUAGAAGGUCUUUUUCCGGUUAGUUUCCACUAAACUAUUAUCUUUAGGUUCGCUAACUCUGACAGUCUUCCAUCGCAUGUCCAUAUUAGACAUUGAAUUCUUUGUACCUUCAUACAAUUUGUUAUAUCCUUACUUUGUCCCAGUUUGUGCAUAUUAUAGACAAUACUUAAAUAUAAGUUGAUAUUAAAAUUUUUGAAAUAUCGUGAAAUCACCGAGUAAGCACCAUAAUAUAUUUACACCAUUAUAAUAAAAAUUAUUAAUUCAACAGUAUGAAGUGUUCCCUAUAAUCAUUUCAAUACGACGUAGGUAUCCGACCAGAGUUGUGGUUUAUGUGGAUAACGUAUAGUUCAUAUUAUAAUUUUACCUAUAAUAUAGAUAACUGCAGUGCUGAACUUAUAUCCUUAGAAUACCACGGAUUAUAACUUUAAUUAGAGAAUUUGUGUAAACAAAAUAAAAAUUCACUAUUUUGUUCCUUUUUUUAUUAAAUAUAGUCGAGGUAUCGUAUAGGUAGGUAAUUAUAAUAAUUAUUUACAUCCGGGGCGAUGCCGUUUAAUAAUAUUUAGCCGAUGUAAUAAUUAUACACCUAGUACUCAAAGUUUCUCAUAAGCAGAAAUAGUUUUCGAACCCUAAACAAAUUAAACCUCUGUUCUGUUUUCGUUGGUACAUAAAUAUAAGCAAUAAAUUAAAUACGAAUAAAAGUUUUAGUAGUUAUACGUUAGAUAGUAUAUAAUAUAAAAGUAUAUUUCGAAAUUCAGCGAUUUCACUCAAAAUGAUACAUUCCAAGUAUCAAAGUACAUUAUUUUUCACAGUUUGACAAUAUUUUAUCGUUGAAUUUUGGAAAAAAAUCCAACGUUGUCAACUAAAUUUCCAUCUGAUCCAACGUUCAAUUUGACCGAUUUUUCUGAUUCAUAUCUGUUAUUAGUUUUUUAUGUUCUUAUAUGCUGUGGUUUAAAUUUAUGUCCAAGAUAAGGCGUCAUUUAUACAAUUUGAUAAUACGAGUACAGAAAAAGUUUUCUGGUCACAUAUAAUCGUGUUUCAUUAUUCAAUACAAUCCAAAAUAUAAUUUUGUAUCCAAAACCCUUUCAACAGAACCAUCGUUUAGUGAAAUUUCAGAAGGCGUCAUCCUAACAUUGUAGUUACAUAUUUUUUACAUAGGAAUUUGAAUAUACUGUAAUAUUAAAUGAUACUUGGGGUAUCGUUCUCGUUUUUUAACCGAUUCGUGCGGAUAAACCAUAUUCGGAAUUAAAACGCAUAUUUUUCUAAAUUAAUACCUUCGGCUACAGGUUUUAAAAGUUAGAUAAAUACAUCAACUUGUUAUGUAACCGAUUAGGUAUAAUGUAAAUUCAGAUUUUGUUGAUCAGAGGAAGGAUACUAUAUUAUGCAUAUUUUUUAGUUAGGAUUCACGUAGUGGAAAAUUGUUCACAUCAUGAAAAGUUAUUCGUAUAUUUCAUGUAAAUUAUUUUCGACACUUUGUGAAACUUGUGAAAUUCAAGCGAAAUGGGUGGGUGUCUUGGUAUGAAAUCAAUUCUUAAAUGAUCUGCAUUGUGUACAUUUUUGUUUCAUCAUUCAGGUAUAUUGAUUAUGUGAAAUAAAAUAGACAGGUAGGUUAUUGUAGUUAUAGGUAUUAUACCGUAUAAUUUUGUUUUUGUUGAUCAUUUUAUUAGAUAUUUCAUAUAAUAUUAUUGCAUACUUAAAAUAUUUUGCUUUUAUCAUACAGCCGUAAAUCUUAUAUUCUGGAAUUUCUUCUUUAAUGUUCUUUAAUAAUUUAAAAAAUCAACUAUUAAACCCGGAAUUCCACAAAAUUAUUUAUCCGCAUCAUAAUAUUAUGCACAAUGUUCGGUAUAAAAUACCAAACAAAUAUUUUCGCCUUCUGUUUUAUUAUGUUAUUGAAUUAAAAAUGUUAUUUACAAGAUGAAAUACUUAUUUUAUAAUGUGCGGUACUUUAAUUUAUAACGUUGUUUUUUUUUCCAAUUUUUUUCGUUUGAAAAAAUGCCAAAACAAACUUACCUACAAAAAAUCGAGCGAUACGUAUAUACGUGUAUAUUAUGAUUUAUUGAAACAAUUACCACUUCACACUGAAUAAAAUAUGUGUUUUUCUUUAUGAAAACUUCUAAGUAAGUAGGUAUGGAGUUUAAUUUUCAUCAAAAUGCACAUCAUUGUAAAUAAUAUUUGUUCAGGUAAAUAUUUUAAAUUUAUACUAUCGGCUUAUUUUCAAUUGUAGAUGGCAAUUUGUUACAUUUUCAUUAUAGGUACAACUACAUUUAUAUUGUAUUAGAUAGCUAUAGGUACAAUUUUUCAUUUAAAAUACAUGCAAAGAGCACAAUAGUUUUCUUAAAUACCUAAUCGGUUUGUUUUAAAUUGAGAUUGUUUGAUGUUUUAAUGUUGAAUGUAAAUAUAUGAACAACAGUAUAUGGGAUUAAAUUUAGACUAAUUAUAAUACGUACCUAAAGUAUAUUGUUUAGUAAAUUCUUGUAAAAUACUUAUGUCAUGGACUUGAAUUUACUACAUAUAAUGUUUCAAUGUUUUAACCGUAAAUUCACUUUUUCGCUUUUAUACACAAAUAAACUAAUAUAUUUAUAAAUAAACAUAUUAUCAUGAUAUACAUAUAGUGUCAUUUUAAUCAACACAUAUUUACAUAUUUACUUACUUACUAGGCACAUUUUUUACUUCAUAGAUUGUACAUUUUUACUUAAUGAAAAUAAAAACUGACACGCAUAAAACCAAAAUUUCAAACAGAUGUUUUACACAACUAAACAGAAUGGUACCUAAAACUGUCAAACCGAAAUUUGUGUAUUUGUCUACAAGGAGGUCUCUUUUUUCCGUGCUCAUAUCGGUCAUCUCUAACAUAGUAUUUCUAUAAUAAUUUAUGUACAACUCUGUAUCAUUAUAGUGCCGAUAGGAGCGGUGUUGUGUAUACAUGUAUAAAAGGUACUAUUAGUGAAGUUGAGUUAGUUACUAUUAGUUAAGUAGUUACAUUAAGUCGAUGUUUUUGUACAGAAAUAAUGGUAAUUAUAUACAAUAACCGUGUAUUUACUUUUACAAAUAUUAAAUAUUAUUUUUGUAUAAUUUUUAGGGUAUAUGAUAAUAACAUGAAUAAUAACAACAAACAUGAGUAUUAUUCCUUAUUUAGAUUAAUUAAAGAUUAUUCAAAUUUAGAAUUUAGAGCAUUAAGAUAAGAUCAGAAAUCUCCAAAUUUUUUUCGCAUUUAAUUCAUAAAAUAUCAAGUUUAGAAAGUUUAAAAAAAAAAAAAAAAAAAAAUGAAACCCUUAAAAUAUACAGCCUAAAUUGUAAUAAAUGUAAACCAUGACAAAUACCUAGGUACCUCUUAUGAAACUAACUAGACUAAAAUUGUAUAAAAAAAAAUAUGCUUAUGAAUUAACCGACAGAUUAUUGAGAGGUGUAGAUUUGUUUGUAACCAUAAUUCAUAACUUUAGUCACUAUAAUUAAAUGUAUUGCAUAAGAAGUUUAAUAUUUAUUUACGAUUUUAAUUCUUGACUAUACUGAUAAGUAAUAAAACAAAUUUAAAAAAACUGAGAGAGAAAUAGGAAUAUUAAAAUUGUAUACAAUUAUCUAAAAAGUAUACAAAUAAAAGUUAAGGAAUAUAAUAUUCCUAAUAUCUUGCACUUAAUUUCCAUAACACCGUGUGUACAAAUAUUUUGAUAAGUAUGCAUCUGAUAAUAGUUUUAAAUAGGUAAUUAUACCAAUGUUGUUAAAUUUAUACAGUUUGAAAUAAUUGUUUUAUCGUUUCUGUUUCCAUCAAUAGAGUUGUUUAAAAAGACGGAUAUACUUCGCAUAAUGAGUAGGCCACUGUUGUAGGUGAGAUGUAGGCUGAUGUAGGGAAUUCAAUUUAUAUCUGUAUGUAACGAUAAACCAUUACUAACGAAAAACUAUUCAGAGUGAAAUUUCUUUUAUGCAUGUAUGUAAAUUUUCCCGGUUUUUCCAAAUUAUUAUGAAAACCGAUUGGAAAAUCAAAAUAUAACCUUCCAAUAGUAUCACCCAUCCAAAUAAAAUUUGAUUUCAGAAAAUGUACUACACUUGAAUAUCGGAGCAAGAUUUCUGAUAGAAAAGUUAAGCACAGAUAAAAUAAAAAAAAAUAAUUCAUUGUAAAACCAAUACAUUCCUUUCUCCGAACAGAAUCUAAAAUAAAGGUAGUUUCCAUUUAAAAAAAAAGUUUUAUUAUAUAACUAAAGAUUUUUAAUAAAACAAUGAUUUUGAUUUUUUUUUUUUUUUUUAAAUAUCUACUUCGCUAAAGUCUAAACUUUUCUUUAUCUUAUAGAAUACAAACUAAGUAAUUUGGAACUUAAACUUUCUACUGCCAUGACUAAAAUUCAAUACCAACUUUGUCGUCUUUGUUCGAUACUUAAACGUUAAUUCCUAACUGAAUAAUUUAAUAUACGCACAGAUUGCUCCCAUUUUUUAACCAUUAGUUACUUCAAUAAUUAUUACCCCCCCGAAUCUGUAAUCUGUAUAUACAAAUAAUUUAAUAUUUAAAAAAUAUUCGGUUAUAUAUACGGACAUAAGAACAAAGCGACGGACCUACUUUGUAUGAUGAGUGGGCCACUGUUGUAGGUGAGAAGUUGAGAAGGUAGGAUAUAGAGAGAAAUUAUAUAAUUAUAUCUGUACGAAACUAUUUAUUAAACGAUUAAAAACUACUCUGAUUGGAGUUCGGUUACACAUUUUUUGUAAUUUUAAUAUUUACAAUAUUCGUCGAAAUGUGGUAUUAAAAAUCUUAUAAAAAAAAUUCUCCAUUCCAUUCAAUUUUUUUUUUUUUGUCAACUUCAAAAUAUGAUUUAUAAUGAACAUCCUCUUGAAUUUCUAAGCUUUUCUGUUAGGUCUAUCAAUUUUAUUUACAGAGAACCUACCAAACAAAAAUAAAACGUCUAUAAAUUGCUCAAAAAUGGUUAAAAUGUUUUGAAAAUUUUACCACGUCUAGAAAAGGCAAAUACAAUAACCAUAUUUGUCCAAAUUUUAAAUCUUCACAAAUAUUUUUUACUAAAUUACAAAAAAAAAAAAUUGAAAAUAAUAAAUGUAUUUUUUUCGUAAAUUUUCCCGUUUUUCUACCAACUUUCUCGGUUUUCUCAAUUAACAUGAAAACCGCUUUGAAAAUUGACUUUCAUAUAAUACCGACCUGAUAAUAUUUUCUUUCAGAAAAGGUGCUACACUUGAAAAUCGGAGCUAUAUUUCUGGUAGACAUUUUAUAGACGUUUAUAAGUGUUUUUUUUUUUCGAUUUUACGUACAAUAAGUCCCGAACUCUAAUUAUUAAUAAUUUUUUGUGAACUAGUAUUAAAUAUACAUAAAUACUGAAAUCUGAAAUUCCGCUGAAUAUAGCAUAAUAUAAAGGUUGACACGAAAUCUAUUGUUUUAUUUACAAAUAUUAUUGACCGAUGGCACCGAAUUUUGACUGAUCAUCGCAUUGAUUUCCAUGGCUUUUGUAUUUUUCAAUGGUGCCUCUAUAGUGCCUUUUAAAACAAAAUGCUUCAGGGCCCUAUUUCUAAAACCACAAGAUUGGACAGAUUGAGUGAAAUUUCAAAAAAUUCAGAAUAAUUAUUGUUUAGACACAGUAGGGUAAUAACGAGCCAUACAACGUGAAAUUAAAUUUGUAAUAAAAACAGUAGGUAGGCGUAGUCGUAAAAAAUCUUUAACUACAUUAAGUACUUACUAUAAUAAUUGUUGUGAAUUUUUCGCGUUUAUUAUUAUACCUACAACACUACGCACAAGGUGUGACAUGCAGUAGUAAACAAUAUCUAACUAAUAAUAAUGUUCGCAAUUGAAAUGUAGGCGACAUAACAUAUACAUAUAUAUAUAGUGUGUAUGCGAAGUUCACUUCUGUUACCCACCGGUGUUUUACUUAUGGAAAUGAGUGCGCUAUGGCAGGUGUUUUAUAAACGAAAUAGGUACGCACGACAAAAGAACGCGCAAACACGAUAAUAAACUAUUAUGAUGGAAUAAUAAUUUUGAAUUUAAUGUAUAUAUUUAUUUCCAAAUAUGUGAACUCGAUAAGAUCCAGGACCGGACGGGACUUAUGGCACGCCGGGAAGAAUCCCAAUGGCAUGGUCUAAAAUGUAUGUCCAUUAUUGGCCUGACUGAAAAUCAAUAGGUACUUACCUAAAGACAAAUUUAAUUAUACAAAUAACUAGGACAUGAACACAACAUAUCUUGAACUACGUAUCGAUUUUUCGAUCACUUUUGAGAAGCCAAACAAUUUCUGUCUAUAAAAAAGUAACAAAAAAGUAGAGAAUUUCAAAUAUAGUUAGACAUAAAUAAUGAACAACCUGAAAAAUAUUCCCGGUUUGAAAUAUUAUCGCAGUCCGCUUGAGCUUUCAUGAUUCCUCCGACGUUUAAAUCAUAAAACAUGUUCGUUUUAUGAUUUUAUCAUUAUCUUAUUCUAAUAUAGCUUUGGUUUGUUUUAUAUUUCGAACGUAGCGACGGAGCUAUUGGUUUUAUAAUGCUGUUUAUUUCUUUUUUCUUCUUCAUCUUCUAGUCUUUGGACACGUUUUUUCCUAGUAAACUUGCUACGAUUUUGACGUAUACAACUUUUCUGAAAGCUCAAGUUGUUUAGAUUGUACUUUAAACAUGUCAUUUUUUUGAUUUUCGGUACAAUUUUUUUUAAUAAAAACACUUAAGUGGGUAAAACGUAGAAAACGUACAAAAGCACGAUUUCAUUAUUUUAUAAAAACAUGGACGACGUCUUCUACCAGAAAAAAUGAUUUAAUAUAAAAAUUACAAGAUACUUUUUUUGUUGCUUUUUGGAUUUAAUUUCUUACGGUAUCAUUGUAAAAAAUGUUGAGCCACUUUUGAGCUUUCAAGAAAUUUUAAUUUUUGGGAGUUUUUUUGCUGUAUGUAAUUCGGUUAUAAAUACACGUAGAGACUUGACACUUGGUAAUAAUGCUUAUAUUGGACUUAACUUGACGUGGUAAAAUUUCCAAAAUCAUCGGACGACUUUCUUUUUUUUAUUAAACGUUUUAAAAUUAAAUUUCAUCGAAAAUAUUAAAAAAAAAUACGGCACUUCAAAUUAUGUAUUACCGAACUGCGCUCGGAAUCGUCUUUCGUCAAGCAAUGGUUUACCGUUGCUUACAGAUAUAAAUAAAAUAACCUUAUGUAUCCUACCUUCCCAAUUUCUCACCUACAACAAUGACCGCUCCCAUCCCUAGUAUCAUCUCUUUUUUAAUUUUUUUUUUUUAAUCAAAUUUGCCAAAUAAUCAUCGGAGACUUUGAAAUUCUCGUUGAUGGUAGACAUAUAGGAAACUGUACAAGUAUGCGGUUUUAACUGUUAACUCAAGUAUUUUUUUUGAGUCAUAUUGAAUUCGUGUAAUUUUUAAUCAAUACAAAAUUUUGAUUUUUUAUUUCCAUGCUGGUCUAUUAUGAACGAAAAAUUAAAUUGAAAUUUGUAAAUAUUGUAUGCCAAUAAAAUUACUACUCAACUGAUGUGAACCGUGAAAAAGAAAUAGUGUUAAGAUUAAUGCACAGCUAAUUACAAUUGCAAUAUCAGUAAAUGUUACUAGAAGUAGUUAACGUUUAUUAAUUAGUAUACUGCCUUUAGGAGAAAAUAAUAAUAAAGUGUAUUGUUUUAACUAUGUUAUUCAGUGUAUAGUAAAAAAAAUUGUUAUUUUUUUUUAUUUGGCUUUUCUGUUUUGACUGUAGUUUUGUCUUCUAUGCAAUUUUUUUAUGAUUACAAUUACUUUUUAUUUUAUGAUUUUAAGCCAUUAUCAUUAUCAUGAAACUGUUGGCAUGUUAUCAAUUGAAAUACAACCAAUCAGGGCUCAUUGUUUACUAUAGAUCUUUAAUAAUGUGUGGUAUAUGUUUACAUGCCGACGGGACAGCUAUAUCUUCUAUAAGUAUAUGGAGGGUACAUGGAAGAAACCAGAAAAGUCACUUUUUUUCCAAAAUGACGAUAUCGAUAUCAGAUAAUUAGUGUUGACGUGCCAUAUUUUUUAUGCGAUCGAAAUGGAGAAAAAACCAAUUUUGUCGAAAGUAAUAAAUGCCAGAAGUUUAGACAUACGGGGAAAAAAAGACAGAUAGUCAAUUUACAACCAAGUAAGUGUUGGGUUAGUACACGACUAUCGGGCUAUAGCCUUGGUUAAUAAUAUAAUAUGACAUCAUUAUGUUGUGGUUACUACAUUUCAAAGUUUAACAUUAAACUUAAUGCGAACUUUUUAAUCUAUGAAAAAAAAACGUUAAGUUUUUAAAUUAAAUACAUGUUUUUCUCAGUUGGAAAAAGAAAGUGACUUUUCUGGUUUUCUCCCUGUACCCUUCUUCAUGUAUAAAAUAAUAUGUUCUUAUUGACUGACUGAUUUAUCAACGUAGAGCAUAAAUUACUGUCCGGAACGGGCUGAAAUUUGGCAGACAGAUUGCUUUAUGACGUAGACCUCCGCUAAGAAAAGAUUUUUGAAAAUUAAACACCUAAGGGGGCACAAUAGGGAUUGUUAGAUAUUUUUAGUACAAAUUGUUUAUUUAUAUAUUUUUGUUUAUAAAAGGAUUACCUUGAUGAUACGGAUAAUAAUUUGAAUAUCAAGGACAAGAAAACUAUUAUUAUUAUUAAACAAUUAUAAUAAUAUUAUAUUAUUAUUUAUACUAUUAUCUAGCAAUAGUAAAACCAAAAGCAUUGCCGAGUCAGCUAGUAUACAAUAUAAUUUAAACAAAAUUUUAACAGAUAAUUGGUUAUCUCAUUUAUCUUUAUUUAGCAAUUUUAUGUGUAUUCCUUAUAUAUUUUAUAUUAAAUUUUAAAAAUUAAUUUUGAAUAUCUAUACUUGUUUUUUUUUUUCAAGUAAAAAUUUAAAACAAAUCAUUUUAAUUUAAAAAAGAAAUAACUUAAACAAAAUUGUUUAUUUUUAUUUAAAACGAAAAAUUAUUAUUACUAAUAUUUUGUUUACUAAUAAAAAAUUAGUGCAUUAAUGUAAAAUAAUUUAUUUGUUAUGUUAUGGUAUGUCAUUUGUACGUAGUUCAAUACUGCUACUACUUGGUAUAUACAAAUUAUGAUAAACCUCGUCAAAUAUUCGACCAUUAAAUAUUUCAAACUUUAUGAUAUUUUUAAUCAACAUUAAAGUUUUCAUUUUUAAAAGUCCUACAAAUGUAUGCAUGAUGUACUACGAGUAAAACCCACGAAAACCGUAAUUUUCCGAUUUUUCCUUACUCAACGACCAUCCCAGCUGGCCCUUUGCAAAUCGAUUUUUGGAGCUAAUUUAUUGUUGAGUUUAAGAUUCGAAAUUGAUAUACGCCAAGAAAGAAUAACGCGGUACCAUCAUUGUCGGAAAAUAUAAAUUGUCUGAAAAUCGGUCCAGCUAUAUGAAAAUGAUUUAUACUUAUUUUGAACAUCAACUGUCAAAAAAUAAAAAAAAAUAAAAAAAUAAAAAAAACAAAAUUUAAAAACUAAUGAUCCGUGUCCAUUAUCGGGAACUCAACGUUACUUGUUUUUCAAUAAUAUUAUUAUUCAAACGAUGGAAAACGUCCAAUGUAUUUGUGAUAAAUGAGUGACAUAAACGUUUCUAUUUAUUAAAGUCCAUAGGUCCACUUGCGAGGGUACCCGUUUUUAUAACGUGCCCAGCGAUUAGUUAUCGAGCAUAAUAAAUCUCGAUUGUAUGCAUUUUACGAACUGACCGACAUUGCAUAAUAAAUUCACAGCGAGUGUGUUUUCGCUGCACGCGUAUAAUAAUAUACUAAAACGGUCUUAGCAGUAAGUUCAUAACUCAUAAAUACAUAAGUGCAUAUCGUCGCAAAAUUACAGCAGGUAUAUUAAGGACGCGUUUAUGUACUGUUAGUAAUAAUAAUAAUAAUAAUAAUAAUAAUAAUAAUAAUAAUAAUAAUAAUAGUUUCACGAACUUAACGGUAACUGCCCAGUUUAAAAGUUUAAUAAAUUAAACGCAAAACGUUUUAUCGAGGUAAUUAUAAACGCUCACGGCUUUAUUAUGUAUAACACAUAAAAUUAUCGCUACAGUAUGUCAAAUCAUAUCCGGCGACGCUCGAUAUAAUAAUAUAACGUAUUAGAUUUCGCAAAAAAAUAUUACACGCGAACGCGGAUUUGGUAAAUUCAGUCCCAUCACUUCCAGUUUUAGGUCAAACGGGUCCCGCCUAUAUACACAAAAUCUUGUGAUGUGGUAAAUUGAGUCCCGGAUUAUAAUUAAAUGGUACUGUAGCUUAAUAAUCGCGUCCCCCGGGAGACGGCAUGGUGAGAUCAUUAGCUGAAACGUCUCAUAAAAAUGUUUUUGUAUUAGUGUAUGUAAAUUUUUAAACGAUAUAGACUUCAUAAAUUCAAAUUACUUAUAUUUAUGCAAAUUAUAUAUUUUGUUAUAUCAAUUAUUUUUUAUUUAGUGAAGAAAUAUCGCAACUGUUGUUGUACACACGAUUUAAUAUUGCCAAAAAUACAACAUUCAUAUAGAAUUAGACAUAUUGAGUAGGGGUAAAAUAUUGAAACUAGUAUCAAAAUAAAAACUCAACGAUUCCAUAAUAACUUUUAAAAAAUAAACAGAAUCUAUAUUCACUUAAAAUCCUUCGAAAAAAUUGCUGGUUCGUAAAAAAUCAUCCUGUAUGGUCUUUAUAAAUUUAGUACGCAGCAGUGGUGCUAUUCUUUCGGUUUAGUAACCUGUUUUUUUUUUGUUCGAAAACAUAUUUUACAGCAUAAUAUCUCGUGCCUCGUACAGUGAACUGAUUUAUUUAUCAAAAAGAGGAAGAUUUCUCUCUAGGUGCAUUGAAAUUGGAUUUCGAAAAAUAUAUUUCUAAACUAAGAGUUUGAGUAUGAUCAAUUUUUACCAUUGUUUUUUAAUUCGUUUUUUCUUUGUGUAGUUUACAUAACCGAAAAUCCAAGUCCAAUACGUCUCUAUAAGCAAUCUUCCUCUCUCUAACAGAAAAAAAAUGUUCUGAAUUGGAUCAUUCUGUACUGCGAGCCAUAGGAGUUUUUCUAGUAAAAACUGUUUGAGUAAAAAAAAAAAAAUUGGUUUUGUGCAGGCCCCUAUCAAUAUAAAAAUUAAGAUCGUAAAUGUUAAUAAUCUGAAAAAAAAACGCGCAAGACCCUUAAAUUGAUCUAUUUCAAACUAAGAUAUAAUGUUUGUGUUAAGUAAGUACAAGUAUUUAUUUGAAAAUAAAGUAGUUGUUGUUAUUCAUUAAUAAUCAGUAUUGGCGCGUACCUAUACCCAUAGAGAAAAAAUAAAGAUCUUCAUAAUCAAAUAUAAGGUAAUAAUAUUUUAAGUAGGCAAUAUAUUAUUUUGUUCGAAUAAUUAUAAUAUUAUCGUUUGUACAUGCUCAGAAAGUAUAAAAAAAAAAAAAAGAAGAUGAAUGAUAAUGAUUUGUAUAAUUGUCGAUGAGUAUCUAUAGUAUAGGUAGUGUAUACGAUUAUAGCACGGCGAGCAAUUUAUAUUCGUGAUUACGAAAACCGCGCACAUUGUUGUCAUCGGAUCGCGUAUAUUUCCGACUACCGCAGCUGUGUACACACGACAAAUCAAUAGUAUAAGCCAAACAUUGCAAAAUUUAGCGGAAAAAAUUGGCAAGGUUUAAUUACGAUGUACCUACAUUGCAGCGAUUCGCGGGUUUAUUAAAAUGAAUAAUAUUGAUAAAAAAAAAAAAAAAAAAAAAAAAAAAACGACGCGGCGUCGGAGCUGUUACUAUUGUCGGGUACCUCUGUGCGUUGGGAAACGCCGUAACAACAUAACCGUCGCCGGUGGUUCUGAAAAAAAAAAAAAAUGUCAGUCUGUUGCGUCCGCGUACAAUGAUAAUGAUAAUAAUAAUAUUAUAUUGUACAUCCGGACAACGUGAUAGGAUAAUGAUAACAUACCGAUGAUAAUGUAACGCGCGACGACAAUCCGUUCAUCGUGUCAUCGUCAUACUGUUGUAUAUAUAUCGGGUGUUUUUUUUGUGUGCGUAUGUGUACCUGUAUAGAUGAAAAAGAGUAUAUUAUCGGCGAACUGGCGAAUAUUAUCAAAGACCAAAGCUAUAGGAUGCAAAACAAUCGCCGGGACGUCGACGAGUACAUCCCGCCGCAAGUCCCCCGGAAACGGAUAACAGCCAACGAGAAAAAUCAGUUGUCGUUCACGUACGACAUGCGGUCGAACAUGCCUACCGUAAACACGGGCAAUCGGGAUGUACCUUUUGCCGUGUUGCCCAACGACCGUCGAUACUAUCAAACAGGUAGCGGCCGCGGCUGUGGUGAUGGUAUAGUUGUGGUUGUUCUUCGCUUUCGAGUCGUUCUAUUUUUUUUUUAUUUUUUUUUCUGGUUUUUUCUGGUCGUAGUGCAUGCCGGCGACAACCCACGAGUACACUACAAAGUCAAUAUUGAGAUUUGACCACUACAAAGUCAAUAUUGAGAUUUGACGUUUAGAAAAAAAAAAAAAAAUUAACAAAAGUAUACAUAUUAGAAUUUAGAAACGCAUGGUUUAGAUUUACAGUCGACGCAUUUUGUAAAUAUAACUAUUAUAUACUGCAGGGUGUAUCUGAUUUAUCCGUAAUGCGGCAUCGGCGCGGCGUCAACAAUAAAUCUGAAAAAAAAAAAAAAAAUCUAAUGACUUAUAAAAAAUAGUUGAGGUGUCCAAAGACGACAAAUAUCUCAACGUUCUUCAUAUUUUGGUUCCGUAUUAAAAUUCAAUAUUAAACGAGAUGAUUGUCGUAAGGUUAAAGUCCCGCAUUUGCAAUACUUAGAAUCGAACUCGGAGAGUCUGCUCUCUGGUGGCAGUUUAUUUUACCAAAGUAAGGGGGCUCCGUGAUAACCGGACCGUAUAAAUUGUAUUGUAGUGCACUAUUUUCCAACGACGACGCACGAAUGAACAUUUUAAACAAUAAACUAUGACAAACGAUUUAAAUAAGCAUAAGGGUGCCCCCCUACAAUAAACGACAUCAGCGCUACCUACGGUUUAAUUUCAAUUCCAAUAGGCUUUCGAUUGCACUCACUAACACCAUCAUAAUUCACAAAGUUUUUACGGAUAAAUCUGAAACAACCUGUACAUAAAUAUAUUCCAUAUUAGUGCGUUAUUAUAAUUUAAGUACAUCUGUAUUUGUAAUCGGUGAUUGUAUUAGUACUAGUUAGUUAUUAGCAACAAAAUAAAUUAAUGUUAAAUUGCAUGCGGUUACCUAUUGUUUGUGUGAUUUUAAAUAAUAAUUGUAAAACUGAACGGUAAAUGGAUAACAUAGAUACUUUUUAUCAUUUCGUAGGUAAUGUACUGACGAUUUUGUUGUUUUAUUUUGUUUCUGGAAAAAGAUUUUACUGGUAAUUUGUUGGUCCCGGAGGAAGCGGGGGGAAGAUAUCAUAAAAAAGAGCGGUCUAAGAGCAGCGAAGUACAAAAUAAUUUCGGCUAUGCAUCAGACGUAGGGUUCGUUGCGCAACAGGUAACCACGGAGAAUUCAAGCAGCAGUGAGGUGUCGGUGGAUAUACCGCAGACCACUUUCGUGCACAUGCCGUUUUCCACGCAUACAAAGUUCAGUCAAGAUGAUUACUAUUUCUACGGUACGUAUAUGACAACACAAUUUAAUUCGUUACACGAAUAGUUAUUAUUUUAGACCGUAGUAGAAAGAGGGAAAAUAGGGAAUGCGAUAAGAACGUAAGAAAAAACAAACAUAAAUAGUACGUACUACGGCUAUGAUAAUGUUAUGACCAUUCCAUAGUUAGUUUUUUUAAGGAUUUAAUUAAGUAAAUAUUUGUAGAUACCUACGGAUAUACGUAGGCAGGCUUGCGAAUUAGACAAUUAAAUAACGUAUGUUUAAUCGGGAAUAGUAGAAUUAUUUCGCUUUUCCCCUAAAUAAAAAUGGUCGAAUUUGCAUUUGGGUUCAAAAAAGGUUAUGACUGAAUUAAAAAUAUGCAACGUUUGAACUCUGAGAUGAUUGGACAAGCUUAUAAAACGCUUUUUAAUUGUAUAUUCACUGAUUAAUUACUAUUUAUUAUUAACUAUCCACUAAUACCAAGUGCGAAGGGAAAUUAGUAUUUUUAAAACUUUUAAAUUAUCUUUACAUUAAAUUUUUGUCAAAAACCUUUUUUGAUCCACGUGCAACUCGACCAAUACCUAUGUGAGUGCAGAACGGCCAUCACUUUUUUUUUUUUUAACCGAAAUGCGAUUAGAGUAUUUGACCUUAAACAUUUUAUUAACACUUCGUGAUAACAAACUAUAUUUUCUAAUAAUUAUCGUAUCCACAUAAGAAUAAUAUUAUUCUGAAUAUGUAGAAUUUGUUUAUAAGCUAAACGAUAUUAUAAUAGGAUCGUAGGAGUAAUUAAACAUAAUAUAUUAAUAUAUAAGGCUUGAAGACAAAGCGGGGUUUCGUUACCCGACCGUGUGUUUGUUCCUAAUUCAGGAUUUCUGACAUAAACUUGUAAUAAAAUUAAGAACUUCACAAAACUCUGUAUCGCAGAAUAUCAUUUUUGAUUAAAUCUAUUUGAAAGAUAUACCGUUCUACUUAAAGACAUGAUAGUUUUAAAUAUACGUGUAUCUACUUAUGUUUAAUUGGGGUUAAAAAAUAAAUUUAUCACAAGAAAAAUUCUUCAAUAAAAAUCCAAAUGUUCUAUAAAAUAUUGAGUAUUCUCAAUUUUUUGAUAAAAACAUUUUUCUUGUUAUAUUAUUCGAUAAAAAAUUAUCGUCGGCCUCAGAUCAUAUACUGAUAUGUAUGUGAUCUAAGUAGUCGGCUAUAUUCUAGUUGUUUUUAUGUGUCAAUGGUCUAUGGUAAUUGUUAAUACACGGUAACCACGGUCCACGACACAUUAUAGACUAUUAUUACAUUAUGUUCGUGGCCUAUUUUUAUAAUAAACCUAUAUAAUAUUAUAGACAUAUGCAAUAAUAUGUAAUAUUGUGCUAUUAAAUUAUUAUUAUCAUGUCAAUAUAGACAAAUAUAGUGUUACACUGUUUGGAAAUUUUCUCAUUUUGUUAAACUUUCUAUGUUCUGAUAACUGAUAUUCCAAUUAAUUUCCAAGAAAUUAACGUUACUAUCUACCUACGUGAAACAUUUGAUCAGUUCAAUUUGAUUUUCCAUUCAUCUCCAAUAAUCUAAGUUAGUUACCUACUUAAUAGUUAAUUUACAUAAUACUUUACAUUUGAUUUGGUUUGUCAAUUUACAUUUUAAACUAUUCACGAUUUAAAUUCAAUUUUUAAAAAAUAUAUACUUUUUGUUUAGUAUAUUUUGUUGACGUGUAACCCGGAACUAAAUUAGAAUUGUUUAAUUUUAUGUGUUUUCCUUAUCAUUUCAUUCGUGUUACCAACACAGAAAAAAAUAUACGGACAAACUUUGCACGAUGAACGGGCCACUGUUGUAGGUGAGAAAUUGGGUAGGCGGAGGGGAAAUUUAAUGUAUAUCUGUUCGCAACGGUUAACCAUUGCUAACGAAAAACGAUUCUGAGUGGAGUUUGGUUAACAGUGUUGCGUUGUCACCAGUAUAAUAAUAACAAUAAUAAUCUUUAUUACGGAAAAAAAAACUUCAUUUACAAAUAAUAAAAAUCAGUAACAGACUCUACACAGCAUUUUCACUUUUCAGCGCAUAUAUAUAAUAAAUAUUUUAAAUUAAAAAGUUUGAGAUUCUUAUUUAAUUUUUAUUGUUUUUCAUUUUUUAAUAAAAUAUAUUGUUUAAUUUAAUAUAAUUUCAAUAUGUAAUAUGUCAUAUUAUGGUAAAAUAAUUACAUAACAUGCAUUAUAUAUUUUCUUUAAUAAUAUUUGUUUGAUAUUGUACACAUUUUCCCGUUUUUCCUACGGUUUUUUCAGGUUUUCCACAUUUGUUACGAAAACAAUUGGUAAAAUCAUAAAACGACUUUCUCAAAGUACCACUUUCCUUUCAAAAAAAGUGUUAUAAUUGAAAAUUGGAGUAAAAUUGCUGGUGGGAAAAAUUGAUCACGGGGGAAAAUAAAGGCCGUAAUAUUUUACCAACACAUUUCGUACGUAUUUUCCUUUUCCCUUAGUUUCAUCCCAUUCAUUGGGAAAAUUCCUGAGAAAAUCUAAAAACGGCUUCCCCAAGGUACCACCCCAGCCAUAUUUCCCGUGUUGUUGACAUAAAAUAAAAAAAAAAAAAAAAUAAUAAUCAUCGUUGUACAACCAAUGCGCCGUCGAUCCGCUCAGAAUCUAAAAUUAAAUUAUACAGAUUCGGUUGCGGUUCCAUUUAUUAUUAUAUAGACUAUAUAGCAUAUAGGUUAAGUAUAGUAUAUUUUCAUGCGAGCAUAGAUAUUUUCGAAACGUCAAUUUAAGUACAAAAAUGUCAAAUUAAAAUCUAUUUAUAAUUUUGUUUCACGAUAAAAUGCAAUAUUAUAAAAUAUUCAUUAUUAUUAAUUUAUAGCGUACAAACCGCGGCGGUUUUGUGAAACGCUGAUGCGCCCACGCGCGUCCGUUAUGAAUAGGUAACAUUAUUAAUAAAUAAUAAUUAUUGGCGAGUUGACGUGCCAAAAUUCGAACGCCACGCUGUUGAAAACGCGAAUACUAUUGGAAAUUGCGAAACUACGAGUACAGAACAUAGACAAUGUUUAGCUGAUAUAGAGCGCCUAUACAACGCUAACCCGGGAAAUUGAUUACGGUUCAUAUCGCAAAUCUGUACAGGAUUCCGGCGGAAAUGUGUGAGCGUUUUUUUUUUUUAAUAUUUGGUUUUUCGAUCAGUCUUCAUAAAUGUCCCGGCAGUGUAUAUAGAUUGGCGUAUUCAUAGCCAUUUAGGCCGCGAGCAAUAAAUUACACGGAGGAAACACAUUAGUGUAUUAUACAAUGCACACACACACACACACACACAAUAUAUCAAUUAUUAAUUAUUAUUGUAUUCACACGGACCCGGUUCGACGACGAUAAAGUUUGACAGAUUACUCCCCCGGACGCGCGAUCGUAUUUUCGUCGUUUAAUCACUCUACGUCCCCGUUCGUAAGUCCGCUGCACGAUUAUUAUCAUUAUACACCUAGACGUAAACGAGCAGUUUCUCGGUCCUUGAGUCAUAAUCAUUAUUAUAGCCGCGUAUAGGUAUACAAUUAAUGUCUAGUUAAAAUCAGCCACGGUAAAUACGUCGCAAUUUCAGCGGAAAGGAAAAACGUAGGUACACCCGUUAUUCCCAUUUUCAAUUAAAAUGAUUGUAGUGACGGUUUUUCAAAUUUCCUCCGAAUUCGUAGAAUUUAAAAUUUUGUUCACGUUUUAAUCGAUCGCCUUUAAUGGUACCAUAAGACUCUGCCAUUAAUCUAUUUCUCGUCAUGCGUUUUAGUCAAUUAAGGGGUAGUUGCAUGGCAGUUUUCGCGGGCGAAUAUGACGUUUUACCAAAAGCCAGACAAAACCGUACGCAGGAAUUGUAUUUGCCGGAUUUCAAUUAUAAAAAAAUAUUAAGCAAAGAAAAUCUUAUUAAAAUCAUGGCAUUUCAAAAAUAUUUAGCCGAACUUUGCUCAGAAUCGUAUUUGAUUAGCAAUGGUUAAUCGUUACGUACAUAUGUAAAUUAAAUAACUUCAUGUAUCCUACCUUCAUAACAUUCCAAUUACAACAGUGGUACACCCAUCACUCAUCAGUAGUAUCAGAUCAUUUUUGAAAAACCUUUAAUUUUCAUUUUCAAAUUAAAGGGCAAAAUAAUUGUAUAAUUUUGAGAUAGUUUAAUAGGAAAUUAAGUUUUUAUUCCCAAGUAAAGAACUGAACAAAGAACAAUAUGUUUUAAAAAUUUAAAUCCGUCAAAGGUAAUUUCUACAGUUUUCUCUAAUUUUAAAUCUAAAUCGACUAAAAUAUACACCUAAUCCCUAAAACCACGUAUUUCUUUUUAAUCGCAAAAUUUGUUUCGUUUUUUUUUGUUUCCUCAAGCGGUAGAGUGAAAAAAAAUUGCGUAAGAGCUUUCUGUUAGAAUUUUAGAACAUAGUUCAGUAGGUCGUUGGUUUUUUUUUUUUUUAUACUUACAAUAUAACGAAGAAAAUAAACGUCAGAAAAACGGGAAUAAAUUUAUACGCAACGUUACGCGCCGCCAGGUUUUGCCAAAAUCGAUUUUUAUUUUUAUCUUUUGUCAUAAUUCAGUAAGAAAAUGCGACUAUAGAAACCUAAAAUUGUUACUGAUUUCUUGCACUAUAACAUUUUCUAGGCUACGUGGUAUGAAUUCCAAAAUAUUUUAACUUUGAGUUUUAACAAUUUUUACUUAGUAACGUAUAAACGCUUGAAAAAUUAAUUAAUGACAUAGUACAUUGAGAUAAAUUGAGGUAAAUUACUCAUUUCCGUUUGGUUUUUUAAACGACGAACAAUAAUAAUGUAGAAAUAAAACCUAAAAUCCAAUGAAAUUCGCCCGUGUUUUCUAUUGCAAAUCAUACUCAUCGUGUUGUGCUUCAACUAGAUAAGUACAUUUUUAUCUUUUAUCUUGUCCAGAUAAGUGAGAAAUAAGUUAGUUGAGCCAUUAUCUAAGAUAAAUAAUUGAAUCUUCAAGACAAAUCUUUUUGAAUUGGAAUUUACAUUUUAAUUAGAAAUAAUGAACAAAAUGUUUUAUUUAUACUAAUAUGGAUUAAUAAAUAAAUUAGUCAUUACUUUACGUGCAGGUACCGAGUUCGAUACGCUUUUGACAACACUUAACAAUUAUAGUUUUAUGAUAGGUUAGUAUCAUAGUUAGUAUGAUAGGUUUUAUGAUUUUAACAAAAUUAUAUUAUUUUUUAAUUAAAAAGUGUUUGAUUAUUUCUUAUCUAGAUAUUUUAAAUCGCUAUCCUAAAACGCAAAAUAAACGCGUAUCGAUGUCGUAUUUCGAUGACCACGACGGUUUUCGUGUACAAUCUCUCCAGAGUAAAGUUAAAAUAAAUGCCAUCGCGUCGUUAUUAUAAAAUACGUGUAUAUAUAUAUAUAUACGUAUUGUACGUAUAUGUACACACUAAGAGAUUAAUUCGACACCACGGGUUAUACUCUCAAGUCCUAUUGUAUAGCGACCGUAAUUUAAAAUCGAUGACUUUAAAUGACUUUCAAAUAUUUAUGCUGCCGGGCUUAUACUAUAGGUUUUAUGUUCCGCCGAGCGGUUGAAAAUAUUAGAAAGAAAAACAGACCCAUUCGCCCGGGCGUUUUAUACGUUUGUCGAGUAUUAUUCCCAGUGCUAACGCUUAAGAGAACAAUAGAUGGCAUGCUGCCAUCUGCAAUUUUAUUAUAAAAAAAAGUUUUUGCGCAGGAAACACUACCCGGACUAUGUACUUAAUUGAGAAGUAAACAAUUUUCACCGUAGAGAAAGAGAACUUGUAUUGUGCAACGUUGGUUUUAUUUUUUUUUGACAUUAAAAAUGUAUAAAAAAAAGUUGUGAUAGUUGCGCAGUGCAAGUUCUCUUUGUUUUGUGGUAAAAAUUUGUUUUUUUUUAUAUAAGUCUAGUCCGAGUAAUGUAUGACCACGCAGAAUGAUUUUUGUUGAUUUCACGAUAUAAAUAUAAUAAAUACUGGUGAUAAUAACACGGGGCUGGUUGUAAGUGUAUUUGAAUAUCUAUUUGGUGAUGAAAUUUCAUUUUCCCGAAAGUUUCGAGAAAAUUGCCUAUAAAAGACCUCUUAAAUACAUUUACGGGAUGCAGUAUGUCCUCUUAAAGCCAGGAUAAGUAAGGUUAGGUUGGAUAAAUUUAUUAGUAUCCAUUAUGUUAUUAUCUCACAGCUUUUUUUAUUGUUUCAGCCAAAGCUGCCGGUUUCGGUCUAGCCGUACUAGUCGUCUUUAUCAUUUCGUCCAUAGCAUGUUUCAGGUGAGUUUCGAUAGAAAAACAAUUUUUAAACAAAUUCAAAAUACGCCCCCCCCCCCUCAAAAUGUAUACACCGUUAAAUAAUUACUAUUCGUAUUUGGUGUAUAUUUGUGUUUUUAGAAUGCAAAAGAAUAACAAAGCGGCUGCGGACAUAGAUUAUCCGGCGUACGGAAUUACCGGGCCCAAUAAAGAUUUAUCACCGACCGGCGACAGACGCUUGGCACAGUCGGCCCAAAUGUAUCAUUAUCAACACCAAAAACAACAGAUCAUAGCUAUGGAAUCGUAAGUAAUAAUUAAUUGCCGUUGGAUCAAUUUAAAGCCCCGACCGGAAAUUGUUUCGAGUAAAUUCCGUAUACGUGUCAAAAUGUGCGACUCGGCGAUGCUUUUUAGGAGUAAAAACAACAAUUAUCUUAUUUUUUUAAUGAUUUUUAGAGACACCCGGUAUAAAAAUAAAUACAGAGUACAAUGCAUUUUUCAAAAUACCAUAUCACAACAACAAGUAUUAAAAGUGUAAAUAAAAAAAAAUAAUGAUAUUUUUACCGGUGAUAUUGUCCUAUAUUAUGAUAUUAUAUUAUAGGUGGUGCCUAAUGCAAAACAAGUGUUAUACAAAUAUUGCUAAAAAAUUAAUGUCGAAAAUAUUGUUUUCUUCUGGCGUAAUAUUACAGUUUUUUUUUUUUUUAAACAAAUUCCGCGAAACAUAAUACAUCGAUUUUAACUAAAAAAAAAAAAAAAAACACUCAAAAUUAUCAUCCGAUUCGAAACGAGAAAACAAUAUGAUAAUAAAUCCAAACAACUUUUAAACAAAUGUCAUAUCGUUUUAAACUUACUACCGAAAUUAUACAUUUCUGAUUUUUUGAAAAUUCAAUGUUUUCGGAUAUUUUAGAAAAAAUUGUUGACUAUACGCGCAUCGGACGUAUAAAUAAUUGAGCAUUUUUUUUUUUUUUUUUACUGGACAUCAACAUAUAUUUUGGACAAUUAAAUAUUGAGCGUCCUGUAAUAUUGCGUUAUAAUAUUAUCGAUAGUCCGUCAAAACUCUGGCUGAAUUACGCGUUCAUUUGAACGACCAUUAUGAUUAUUGUUAUUUUUCGUGAUCGUGACCCUCUGCCGUUAACCCAGCCCGACUAACCUAUUUCGCGUACGGAUACCUAAUAAUUAUAAUUUACAUUAUUAUGCAUGCACGAAUUAUCGCACACCACCAAUCGAGCGCCCCGGUAUUCCGUUAUACGUCAUUCGCCGGUCCACAACAAUAAUUAUACACGCGUACCCCGCUAAAUGACACUUCAAGUACACCACACGCGUUGUAUUGUUAGGGCGACAUCGGCGAAUCGGCCUUUGCCUUUGUCCGUAAGCGUCGCCGUUCGUGUACGACGACAACGACCAAAGUUAAUGAUUUCCACGGGCGUUUGUAUUAUCAAUUCGCUACGGGGGAGGGAGGGCUUUAAAUCGCAGAUGUACUCAAAGAAACUCAAACGCUUUCGUCUCGCGAACAUAAUAUAAUAAAUGCGCACGCGGAGGUUUAACGGUUCACGGGAGACUGCGGUAAAUAUAAUUUUGAGACAGACAAACGCGUAAGUAUAUGUAAACCCGUCGACCGGCAGUCAAAGGUCCCGGAAUUUCUGCCGAGUUCCUAGGCGGAUUCCAGGGGUUUUACCGGCUCCGCCGUUUUAAUAUCACUUCUGCCAAACUUGUUCACAUAACACGCCGAUUCUGCCGAGCAUAUUUUUUAUGUCACCGACAGUUAAUCUUACGGAUACAAUAAAUAUUAGAUCAGUAAUAAUAAUGAUUUUAAAAAAAAAUGCGUAUACAAUUUGUGUAGAUUAUCUGUGAGUGUUAUAAUCUUAUUGCCGUAUACAUAACAUUUACAUUGAUUCCAUUUUUUUUUUUUUUCCAUACAUUAUUAAACACUAUAACUGUGACUUUCGGUCAACUCGUAAUAAAACAACAAUUUAAAUUAUUUACCAGUGCCGAUUUAUAAAAUACACAUCAAUAUGUACGCCGGUCACGUCGAUUCACAUCCAGCUUUAUCAACGAAUAUUAUCUGUUAAAAACGAAGAUUUUCUACUCGAUUUUUUCUCGGUGUAUGAUAAUAAUAUUCAACGCCACAACUUCGAGUUUAAAAUUGCUUUGCUCACAUGGCAAAAUAUUUGUAGAUGGCACGGAUUUACUACUGUAUCUACGGUGUGUACCGAGUAUUAAUUUAAAAACAGUCGGCGGAAUCAAUAUGUGAACAAGUUCAGCGCAAUCGAUAUAUUUCUUACGGGUAAAAAGGUUAUUUCGGCGGGAUGGGUAUUCGUCCGAAUUCUAUACCAUAUACCUAUCCACCGGUAUAAGUGUAUACGUUUAAAUCGAAUUUAGCCAUAAGAUAUUAUAAUAGUAUUCACAUAAAAUAUUAUGCUGCGGUAUGGAGGCUUCUAUGAGUUUUUUUGCUAAACUAGUAUCGCUAAUAUAACUAAAAUUAUUAAGCGUAGAGUAUUUUUUUAGUGAAUAUCAAUUGCGUGUUUACUCCAUUCUCCCAUAAAAAACACUCCACGAGUCGAUAGACCGAACCUUCCCUUUCUUUCAGACUACCCGGGUACCUCUCCCUUCAAGAGUGAGAGUAUUUUUCCUACAUAAAAUAUACAAUUUUGUUACAAAAUCUACCAAUUCAAUUUGUGUCAUUUAUUUUCUAGUGGAAACACAGUCAACGAAAUCAUACUGUAUUGGGUAUCCAAAUGAGUUUACUGUGUGCCCAUUUUGACACAGAAGACCUCCUUAGAGGCCUUGGUAUAUAGUGAGUGAUAAAACAUAAAAUAAAAUGUUUUAUUAAAAUAAUUAAAAAAAAUAAAAUAAAUAUAUUAUAAAUUAAACAAGUAUAUAAUAUGAAACAUAAUAAUUAAAAUAAGUAAGUACAAAGAAACAAAUUGGUCUGGAAUAAUAUUGGUUAUGUUUUAUUUACGAAUGGUUUCGAUUUUAUAAAAUACAAACCAACAUACUUCCGGAUAAAAUUAUUUUUCUACUUAAUUAUUUUAGAUUUCUGAUAAAGUAGCAAAAAAAAUAAUAGUUUACUAAAAUGUGGUUUUACUUAAAAAAAAAAAAAAAAAAACACUAUUAUGGCUUUGUAUACUUAUAUCAUUUACAUAUAAUGAUUUGAGUUAAAAAAAAAAAAAAAAAUCGAAAAUAGCGUUGAAAUUAAACUCAAUGAUCAAAUGAUUCUAUACAGGCAAUAUUAUAAAGAAAACAAACAGAAUUCAAAUUCACUUAAAAUCUUAGAAUCCAAUUAAUUCGAUAUGAUAAAUGGAUCAUUCGGUAUACGUACAAAAAAAUUAAACUUAAAUGUUCAAAUGGUUCAUAGAAUUUUCGAAUUUUCGUAUAAGAUUUGCGUCUAUUAUAAAUCAUCCCACUGUGCGGUAAUGGUGCUUUUUAGUCGGUAAAUUAAAAAAUGAAAUUGUGAUUUAUAAGUUAUACUGCAGUCGUAGGAACUAUGCGGCAUAAAACGCCCUGCAGUGCUGGUGGUUUUUGAAAUUUUUAUUUUAGACUAUAAAUUAAAUUUAAUUACCUCGGUCGUUCACUUUAAAAAACAAAUUGAAAAUAUUGUAAAUUUAGUAGGACUGGACUUUUGAUCAGUCAUAUUCAUUUUGAACAAUUGACUGCAGGUCAAUUGACCAGUCAAGUAUGUACAGCUGUAUAACAUUUUUUUUUAUUUAAAAAUCAUUAAAUUCGUAGAUCUAAAUUUCAUUUAAAUUUUUCACUACUUAGUAUUUCCGAGAGAUAGAAAUAUUGGACAAAUUUCAAAACAUUGUAAUAUUAUUAACUAUCCAGUGACUGGUCAUCAAUUAUAAAAAUCAGAAAAUACUAAUAUAUUAAACAUCGUAUUAAAUAAAUUAACAGUUUAUCCACUAUCACGACAGUAAAAUAAACAAAAUUAAUUAGUUUUAACUGACCAUAUUUAGACCAUAAAAUGCUUUUUUUUUCAAUUGAUCGAGUGCUAACCUUAAAAUUUAGUAAAUUAGAAUUUUUUUUUUUAAGAAACAUACUAAAAAAAAAAAAAGAAAAACAAACAUACUUCGCACAAUGGACGGGCCACUAUUGGAGGUGAGAAGUUAGGAAGCUAUAAUAUAAAGGAGAUUUAAUGAAUAUUUGUGCGCAUCAAUUAAUCUUUGCUAACGAAAAACGAUUCUAAGUGGAGUUUGGUUAUUUAUGAUUUGAAAGACCGUCAUAUUUACGAAAAAAUUCUACAUAAAACUCAAUUUUUUUUAUUUUCACCACAAAGUACGAAUUAUAACGAACCUCCUGUCAAAUUUUCAAACAUUUUUGUUUGGUCUAACAAGGUUAUCCACAGAGUACCUACCGAAGCUCGCAAAAUUUAAAUGACUAUAAAUAGAUCAAAAAUUGCUCGAAUGUUUUAAAAUUUUACUGCGUUGAAAAAAAGCAAAUACUAGUUUACUGUCCAAAUUUCAAGUCUCGAAGAAUAUAAUUUAACUGAAUUACAACAAAAAACAAAAUUGAAAAUAAUACAUUUCGUAAAAUUAAGAAUUGAUCUUGCUAAUUUACCACCCAAAUAAAAUUUUCUUUCAGUAAAGGUUUUACACUUGAAAAAUCACAGCGAAAUUUCUGGUAAAAAAGUUGUUCAUAGAAAAAAAAAAUAAAUAUCAUUAUUAAACCAAUGCAUUUCUCGUUCCGCUCAGAAUCUAAAACUUUUGACCCGCCAUUCAUUGUGUACUAAACGCAUUUAUACCUACAUAUUAAUAUUAUACGUGCACGUGUUUUUGGAUUUCACUAUGUCUCCAGUUUUUAUAUUUGAAAUAAUAAUAAUAAAAGUAUUGUUGAAAUAUUUAGUUUUGGAUUAAAAUAACAAUAAUAAUUAAUACAUUUGUUUUUAUGAUUAUUGUGAUUGUAAAUUUGCAAUGUUACAAUGCCGACCUACCUAUUUACAAAUAUUGAAAGACUGAUUUUUAAUUUUUACUGUAUUCUAAAAAUAAAACAAUAAAAAAAACUCCGAGGGGUUAAACGCAAAGCUCUAUAAAAACCAAAUAAUAAGUGAAACUAUUUUCAUCGUCCGUUUAAAUUUCUUCUGAAAUGUCUAGAUGAAGUAUAACAUCAUGAAGUAAUAAUAGUAAUGUUAUGUCGUUCGACGAUGGUAGUUAAUCACAGUCGAAAUGGCGUAUCGACAUGUCUGUAGCUCAAAAGGGUCUGAAUAAACAGUCUAUAGAAUAGCAGAUAUAUCACUUUUGACACGACGGAUACGAUAUAUUUACAACGUUUGGGAUGGGUCAACAAUUUGCGUGGUCAUUUUUCGCCACGAACAAAAUUAAUACGACGCGCGUUACGUUGGUAUUUUUAGGAUGUAAAAACGAUCCGGCUGAACGCGAUAAAAUGCAAUUAUAUUUACUAUAAUAUUUACCGACAGUUUUUCCGUCUACAAAAAAAAAAAAACAUAAAAAAGAAAUUUAAAUUUAAAAAACAGGUAAUAGUAUAAUAAAUAAUAGACCAUUUAAAAAAAAAAGUGAAAAUCAGUCCCCCUCUAAAAUUAUGGAAACCGCAUAAAUAAUAUCCCCAAUUGACCAUUUUUCCAAUUUUUCAUGAAUAAUAAUUUUUGUAAAUUUGAAAAAAAUUGUAGAAACUUAACGGUUCAUUAUUAAAAAAUUUUUGCCAUAAUAUACUUGUAUAAUAGCUAUCUUGGAUUUUGAAAUGUUUUGUUGUUUAAAAUCGGUUUUUGGUUUGGAGACAAACACAUAUAGAUGAACGGCAAAUGUGCUAUAUACGUUUCUAUCGCUAAAUCUACAAUCGAUUUUAAAAGCAUUUUCGUUUGUUUUACGUGAAAAAAAAAUUUGCUCCUAGCAUACAUAAAUGACUAACGCCACUGUGACGGGCCUCUAAAACUCAAAACCUCACACGUCUAAUUAUCUUUUUAAAAUCUAUACAGUUUUGAAAUUGUUAAUUAAUUACUAAAAUAGAUUGAUAAAUCAUAAAAACUGCGUGCAUAAUAUGUACUUGUUUUUUUAUUCCUUUAAAUAUGCAAAUUUGAAAAUUAUUUAAAAUCACGACCGAAUCGUUAUUUUAUUUCGGUCACUGUGACCGAUAAAACGAGUAUUUAAUAUCGUGUACAUAGGACGUUUCAUAAAUAUUUACCAUAGUUUAAAGUAACCGGAGUAGUAAUGUAAACACCAUUAUCAUAAUGUGCCGCAUUGUGUUGGCUGUCUAAGCCCCGAGGUGUUUCUUGCGGAACACCAUUUUGUGUUUCUGUUAAACCUACCGAGUUGCAGAGUUUUACGGUGACGAAUUGUCAAACCGAUCGUACUUAACGUCACUUCGACCGACUGAUUUACAUAAAUUAUGAUCGUAAAAAAAAAAAUAACAAAACAAAUACCUAUACAACGAUAUUUUUAUACGUAUACCCGUGCAUAAUAUAAGUAAGCAAAAUUUAGUCCGGACUAUUAUAUCGGUUGUGUUAUGUUGACGAAUAAUACAGUUCAAGAUGAGUGUUUCAUAUAAAUAAUAAUUAUAAAAUUAUGUUUUAGUUUCCGAGCGCAACGAAUUGGUUUUACUACGAUGCGGUUUUCUUUUCUGUUCCUAAACACUGAUUUUUUCGACAUUAUUCUUUCUGCGAUCAUUGACCUGAGUGGUGGUUUUUGGUAGCAAAUUUUUACUAGUCGGUGCAUUUUUGAUUUUCCUUGUAUUUUUCUUAAACAUUUCAGAUGACUGGAAAUUAUUCGUAUAAUUUUUGUCGAUUUCCGGGUUACCUUGGAUCAAGGGAAAAGCAAGACGUACAAUACCUUGUUCAGAAUCGAUUUUCAUUAACAAUUGAGUAUCGUUGCGUUUAGAAAUAAAUACAAUUAUUCUAUAUAAUAUCUUUCCUUCUGACUUCUUUUCUAAAAACAAUGGUUAUUUUUAGUAUUUAUUUCAUUUUAUACAGAUAAAAAUCCUCGACAAUUAAAAAAUAAUGUCAUCAUUAGGUUGUACAUAAAGGUUAAAAAAAAAAGUAGAGCGUAAUUUAAUAAUUUUUUGGUUUUAACUACAGUUCCAAUUUUAUGAAAACAAUUAGUUUAUUAUUUAAUAGCAGCGAACUUGUUCUACAAAAUAUAUGUAUUUAAAAUCCGUACUUUUUAGUAGCAUACUUAUAAAGUUAUAAAAGACGUAAAAAACUAAAUUUUAUAUACACGUCUUAUAAGAUUUUAUACUGCAGUUUUAUUUAUGUAUUAAGUUUAUAUAUUAAGUACAGUAUUUAUGUUAAUAGUGUAGUAUUAUAUUGACGAAAAAAAAAAAAGAAAAAUCCUCCAUAAAUCUUACGUAGGUGUAUAGCACAAAUAGAGAACAAAUUAAAAUAACAAAUACAUUUUGAAAAACAUUUUUCACCCGGGCAAAAUAUAUACAUAAAAGUUAGUAAAAUAUCCAAUUGAAAUACACACAAGCGUCUUGUUAGCACAGCUCUGGCCGAUGCAUAAACCAAAUUAUUAACUUGAAAUCGUAAAUUUGGCGUCACAACGCUAUUUGUAAUCAAUGGUCAGUGCCUACCUAAUGAUAAUUUCGUUUUUUUUCAAUUUUUUCUUUUUUUCUCGCAAGUAGUUUUGGCCGGUUAAAAUAUACAUAUAUAUUAUAUUGCAUACCGUUUCGCGCGGCGGCGGCGGCGGGGGCGGCGGAAUCGAUAUCGUAAUACACGAGAAACCUUAGAUAUUUCAAGAACGCAAAUCUUGUUUUGUAUACUUUUUCAGUGCACACGAUACCAACAAACCCACCGUUUAGCGCAACGGCGAAUCGAUACUUUUUAAUUUCGAUAACGUUUAAAGGGAAGAAACGUAGCGUAUUAUUAUAACAACAUAGGUACUGUACUGCCUUGUUUAUACCGUGAGUAAUUUAUUUCCCGACGUCGUGCGGCGUAAGCGAUCGAACGAAACGUCGACAAUAUUAUUAUUGUCAGAAUGUCAGUAUAACGGACGACCGGGGAACGAACAAAAUCGGUUUCCUUCUCGUUCAGUUUUCCAUAGUCGCCAUAAUAAAUCGUGCAGGUACCGCGCGCCGGAGAAUGCGGUCACGUGCAUGCGAAUAUUGCGCACCUGUCAUAAUGCUGUGACGAUUACGUUGAUAACCGUGUUCGUUUUACAGGAAUAACUCGGCCAAAGUGGUCCGAUGCGGUUCAGUCACCGAUCCGGACAGUGACGACGACAACGAGGAAGGCGAUUACACGGUUUACGAAUGUCCAGGAUUGGCGCCCGUAAGUAGCGUUUCGCUAAUUUGCUAAGCACCUGGUCGUAAAAAAUAUUGGCACGAUCGAUGUACGUUGUUUGUAUCGGAUGGGUACCUACGCGGUUAUGGGGAACACCGCCGAGGAAACGUUGUACAGCCGCAAAGGUCGUCGGAGAAAAAAAAUGUUCCGAUAAUUCGUCCAAAAAUAUUUUUCCGUCGGCCACCUGAACUUCGCGAGCCCACAAAGAAAAUAAAAUCCGAUUUUCCGUACAGAUUCACGUCGGAUAGGUCACGGGGAAAACAAAAUUAUUGACCUAUAAAAAAAAAUGCCUAUAAUAGAAAAACGUAAUUUAGAAAACUAAUACUCGCUAUUGGAAUAAUGAAACGAUUCUAUCUCCCACUCCUGCCCGGUUCUUUACCGAGUUUGUGGAACUUUAACUUUUUACAAUGAAUCGUUCGCGAUUUGUUCGAACUUCGAAAAAUAUAAAAAUUCGAUAAAGUUCCCUAUAUAAUUUUCUCAUUAUCUGAUCGGAUUAUGUUUUUAAAUUCCCGGACGGUGUGAAUAAUGCAAAACACGGACAACCCAAGAACUUUUUAUUUCGGAUAAAUUUGGAUUCUAUACGAUAUGCGACAAAAUUAAUUUUAUCAGUUUAUAAUUAGCAAAUAAUGUUUAAAAUUAAAAUUAAAAAAAUAUUUAUCUAUGUGCAUUUAUUUUUAGCUUUAACUUGUACCAUUUAUAGUGGCAUUUUUUUUUUUUUUUGGUAGUUUAUUUAUACAUUUUGACUUGUAUUUCCAGUCGACAAGUCGCAUUUUUCCAAUCCCCUUAAACUCCAGAUAUCGAAGUUGUAAUUUCCUUCCUCUUCACAACUUUACUCACCACUCAAGUUAGGUCUAUUCUAUUCUCUUUGUUUAUUAUUUUUCGCGUUAUUUCCAGACAACCCGAUCUAUCUACACGUCCGCCUGACAUUUUAUCAUCUCUUUUAUAUCCACAUAUUUUAUUUCAUCUAUUUUAUUCAUUGUCAAACACUCGGGUCAGUACAUGGUCGCAGGCUACACAAUAACAGUGUUAUACAAUAUUUCUCUUCUAUCCUUAAUAUCCUUGAAACCUUGUUUUUAUCUAUUUUAUCCAGUCACAUUUAAUGCUACUAUACUCUAUUCAUCGUAAGUUGACCCGCUUCCGCGCAUGUAUACUGAGCCGCCGUGGUCUGUGAUUGGUCGGCGGUGUUCGACGGUCGUCGCUGCCGGCCGUAGUAAGCAGCAGGCUGCCGCCGCGAUCGUGCAUGAAGAGGGUAUUUUUUUAUCGGGAGGUUUUUUCGAAGGGUUUUCGCCGAGCGAGUGGGUCAACUUACGGUGAAUAGAUUAACAGGUACAUCCUCCGUAUGAUUAUUUUGUAUUCCCACUAUAAUGUAAAUUAUUUUUCAAAAUUGUUCUAAACCUCGAAACGUCUACAUUGCGACUACUCGAAUAGUCGCGCGUAAUGAACAGGAUAUUUCUGUGGGAAAACGGGAACGUUUAGGAACGAAACUCCCGGUGAUCGAAUUGACGGAAUGGGGGGGGGAGGGAAAAUGACGAAUUUUUAAACAAAAAGAAACUCCUUCGUAUUUUUUCCCGGAUAGCCCUGUUUCCAUCGCGGAAUAUCCCGGUUUCCCGGAUAAAACCGAUUUUCUCCGCCGGGUUUUGUUUUGUCGAACCGCCAUUCGUCCCACGAUAAUCGUUCGGGCCACGCGAUCGCGAAAACUACCGCAGCGCACAUAAUAUAGCUAACGUGAAUGCACGCGUGUUGGUUUUCUUUCUGUUCGUCUAGGCUGGAGAAAUGGAAGUGAAAAACCCGCUGUUCGUCGACGAUAACACGCCCGCUUCGCCGCACGGAACCAUUAGUAAAGACAAUUCCGCAGAUAAUGGCGUCAUACCGACAGCGUCCGUCCCGUAAUAUAGAUCGUGCCACCCGCCAUCCAUCCAUCCAAACGCAUUCGUCUACGUCUAAAUAAUCAUUAUUCUACUGCAAAACUCUACAACACAAUAAUAUCGACAUUAUGUCCAGGAUAACGUUUUUAAUUGUUUGAUUCGUCUUAUUCGUGUUAUCAUUAUUCUACUGCAAAACUCUACAACACAAUAAUAUCGACAUUAUGUCCAGGAUAACGUUUUUAAUUGUUUGAUUCGUCUUAUUCGUGUUAUUAUUUUUCUUCUUCUUUUUUUUUUUUUUUUUAAUUUUUUUUUUUUUAUUAUGUUUCCCCCCCCCCACGAUAAUAUUACGGUUUUGUUGUUUCUGUUUUAAAAUAUAAUAUAUCCAGUUACGCAACAACAAUAAUAUUAUGUUAUUCUAUCGCCGCCGUAUUAGAGAUUAUACAACGGGCAAAAUACGUUCGUACGCGUUUCCGGACAAAAUGCGAAAUAUAUUUCAAUCAAUAAACCCCCCCCCUCCACUCAACCAUCCCAAAUCAUGUUUGUAUGACGUCAAAAGUUACUGUAUUAUUAUAGAUUAUAUUUUAUUAUAACAAUUACUAUUACAAUUCCACAGACAUUAAUUGUCAAGGGUUUUGGUUUUUUUUUUUUUUGACGAUACUUUUAAACAUACGCCGCCGUCCAAUCGGUUGCCGACUGUAAUCGAUACGGCGCGUAUGACGCCGCAGACAAACUAAAAGUGUUUAAAGUUUUUUUUUUUUAUUGUUUUUUUUUUUUUUUCCAUUCGAUAAUUUCGUAACAACAAUAUUGCGCGUGUAUUCUGUAUACAUUAUUAUUUCGUUUUUUGCGCGCGUGAUCUUUAAAUCAUUAUAAAACGUCCUCCGAUUUAUUUUAUUCUAUAAAAAAAAAAACCAAUCGGUCAGUUUAGGAAAAUAAAAAAAAAAAAAGUCGUCCAACAAACCGAACGGGGAUACGUGCUUAAGAGCCAGUAAGAACAUUCUAGAGUUCACGUCAGACGUACAAAAUUUUAUAGAUUGUGUUGAAAAAAUAACGCAAGUUCCGAUAUCACGAAAAAACGCGUUUGAUAAAAAAAAAAAAACCAAAAACAAUAACAACUGAAAAUGAUUAUUUUUCAACUGUCUUCGAGUAUUUUUAAUACGUUAUUUUACCGUUGCGGAAAAGAGCAUUUCGGCGGUUCGUAUAAACCAUACUUACGAAUCGUCCAGGUUAACGUGAUUAUUUUUUUUUUUUUCAGAAUAUCCGAAAUUGCCUUCGUCUACCGACCCCGACCGUGAGUUAUUCGGUUUCGAUGGAAAAUUAUAAUUUACAACCUAAUACUUCUCGUAUUAAUAGCUGUAUACGAAAUACCGCGUGCGAUGUUAAAUCCGAAAGUGAUUUUGCUCCCAAACCUACUAAUAUGAUUUUUUUUUUUUUUUUUUUUUUUUGUUCUACCACAAUUCCAAGAAAAAAAAAAGUUGUAAAAUUAAACUAAAAUCAAUCGAUACGUCCAAUGUUUUGCUUACUAUUAGCGUCACGUACCCGCACAAUAAUUUCCCGCGCAGAAAUUCGAGUGUUUUUCCGAUUGGCGCAAUCGCGACAUUUUCAAUAAUUCGUAGGGUACACUCGACUGCACUCAAUGAAUCCGUUUCGUACUUCGCGCCGCGUAAAUAUUUUAAAAUAUUCAUUUAAACGAAACGGAAAAUAAAAAACAAAAAAAAAAAAAAAAAAAAAAAAAAAAAAAAAUACAAACAUAAAAUAUGCAUAAUGUGUUAUUAAAUAAUUGAAUCGUAACGUUAUACCCGUCGAGAACACGCGACGAUAUUAUUAUUAAACAUUUCCAACGUAUUAAAAUAUUAUUUUGUUAAUUUUUUUUUCGUGUGUUUUAUUAUUAUUAUCGUUUAAUCCAAUACGGUUACAUUUUAGAACACGUAGUCGUUAUAAUACAUAUUGUACUAUCGAUAUUAUAUACGUUAACCAUUGCAUUAUAUACACUAUGAUAUAAUAUAAUUUAUUAAAAUAAUUAGUCGAUUCGUGUUGUAUUAUCAUUACGUCUUUAUGUUUUGUAUUAUUAUUAUUAUUAUUAUUAUUGUUUUUAAUUUUAAGUCUUCC
Cinara cedri is the source of this 34983-nucleotide messenger RNA. NCBI's taxonomy places the organism in Eukaryota, Metazoa, Arthropoda, Insecta, Hemiptera, Aphididae. The record is from the annotation of a GenBank genome assembly.